GCUGAAAAAAAAACAUUAUUAUAAGUAUGACAAUCUUGAAGAUAGAUUGAAUGAUGUUCCAGAAAGAGUGCCCGAAGAACACUACAAGACGCUCCUAGCUUAUUGGGAGACGACCGCAGCAAAGAAAACAAGUUUGCAGAAUUCAGAAAAUCGUCGAGAACUAGACAACAUGCACACAGUUGGUCCUGUUUCUUUCGCCAUGAAGCAUGAAGAGAUGUUACGGAAAGAUGGUGUUGCACCAUCAAAAAGAAAGAUGUUUGAAGAGACUCGACGACGAAAGGAAGGAAAAACAUAUGAUCGGCCUUAUGAUGAUACUGAACAGAAGAUAGUAAUUAUUAUACAAUUCUUGUAUUUUAAUAUACAUACAAACUAGCUAUUGUAUCAUACACAUUGAAUUAACCAACUUAUUUUCUUUAAUAUAGCAAGCAAUGAGGAAGUUGGAAGCUUUGCAAGAUGGACAAAGCAGUGAUUCUCGUAAGGAUUCAUUUGUUGAAAAGGAUAUAAGUGCUGAAAAAGAAGAGUUAGCAAAAGAAAAGGAAGUCCAUGCUGCACAAGUUGCUACAGAAGCUGCUGAAAUGCAAAGAAAGUCAAAGGAACUUGAAUUAGAGGCCUUAAAACUACAACAAAUGCGUAGGGAAUUUGAAAGUCAACAAGAGAAUAUUACUCUUGAUGUGAUAGCUCUGUCAAUUGCACAACUACGCCAAAAAAAUCCUAGUUUGACACCUCAAAUGAUUGCAAAAGCUAUAGUGUCAGCCACUGCAGAUGGUCCAUAGCAUA
Spinacia oleracea (spinach) is the source of this 777-nucleotide messenger RNA. RefSeq lists its product as uncharacterized. The record is from RefSeq and is a predicted model, not a curated record. The coding region runs from base 429 to 773 and encodes 114 amino acids. The transcript is spliced from 4 exons. NCBI's taxonomy places the organism in Eukaryota, Viridiplantae, Streptophyta, Magnoliopsida, Caryophyllales, Amaranthaceae.